AGUGCGAACCACGAAAAAACAAGCUCUCUUCUGUGACCGGUUCGCGAGAACCCCGCGCUGUGUUGUGGUCCUUACCACCCCCAACCCACCAGAAAAUACUCCUAAGAAAACCCGGCCGGGCAGACGACGACGCGGGAAACCAUCAAGGUAACGGACAGCUUAAACAGAACAGUGCGCCAGAAGCCAAGAAAUUUGAUAAAUUUCCGUGGGAAAAUGAACCGAGGGAUAGGUUUUAUUUCGUUCAGGUGGUACUUUUCCUCUUGGGGACGGUUAGUUUGUUACCUAUGACGUUCUUUACGACUGCGACUGAGUAUUGGAUGUAUAAGUUCCGAAAUACCUCAUUAGACGCCGAUGAUCCAGAUCACCGAACGUAUCUACAAGCCAAUUUCGCUUCUCUCCAAAUGUUUGCAGUCGUAUACCCAAUGGUCAUCACAAAUUUUAUUGCAGUAUUCAUCGGUCACAAAGUAAAACCCAAAAUCAGAGUCAUAGCUUUUCUUUGUUCAAUAUGUAUGGUACUAGCCACCCACACUGCAUUCGUGAAAAUUGACACCGACGAUUGGCAAGUUUCAUUUUUUAUCAUCACUAUGGCAUGUCAAGUGUUCAUAAGCGGUGCUAUGGGUUUAGGUGGUAUAGGAUGCGUCACCUUAGCCUCAUAUUUUCCUCCACAUUACACAAAAACUUUUUUGAUGGGACAGGGAUUAGGCACUUUAGUCACGGCAGUUUUGAGAUUGAUAUCGGUCACAGCCGCGCCUUCCGCAUUGGGUGGUGGUUUUAUUUUCUUUAUAACUGGAACGGUUAUAAUGGUUUUAGCACAAAUUAUGUUUAUCAUUGCGACGCGUUCAAGUUUUUUCAGAUACUAUGCUAACGCAACUAAAGAAGAAACCAAAAAGAAGAUAAACUCGAUCAGGGAUAUUUUCAAAGCUCUUAAAUUAAUUUGGAAAGUGGUUGUACUAAAUAGCACACUGUUGCUAUUUCCGGCUAACGCCAUUACUAACCUCGUUGUUUCUGAGGAAUACGACAGCGAAACUGUAUGGAGCAAAACCUACUUUGUAACUGUUGCCACGUAUCUAAUACCAGCAGUAUGUGAUAUAGCAGGCAGAGCCCUGUCAAACAAAUUUGAUAAGGACUUUUCUUGGUCGUUUCUGUUUAUUGCUGUAACAGUUAGGACUUCGAUUAUCAUUCCGACCAUAUUCUUUUCCAAUGCACGUCCAAGAAACCACACAGAUGUCAUAUUCAACCAUGACUGGGAAUAUAUAUUGAUAAUGGCAUUUCAUCAGUGCAGUUUAGGCUUCUUUAUGAACGCAAUUACGCUGAAAAACAUUAGACUUGUCCCAAAAGAUAAACUGGAUCUAUCCUUUUCUGUAAGCAUGUUAUUUUUGGGAGGAAUGGCGGCAAUUACCUCGCCUCUUGGAAUCAUUUUGGUCAGUCUUUUGUAAACAUAAUUAGGAUCAAGCGAUAAGAAUUCAGGCUGUGUAAAAUUAAUUUUAAAAAUAAUUUAAAUUAAUUGAUAAAUAUUUCAAUAUUCUCUACUUUUUACGGUAAUGAAAGAUUCCUAUGAGAAAUUUGGAAUUCCAGGAAAAUGGCACAAAUCCAGCCAAAUAUCUAACAGAUAAGUUUGUAAGCGUUCCCAUCUUCAAAUCAAUAUAAUAUUAUUUAUUUAGUUUGUGAGCACUGUACAUUUGGAAAAUUUUAUUUACCGAGCAACAGAAAAAUCGUCAAAACUAAUAUUCAAAUUUUCUCAAAGAUCUGAAGGGUUUGUUGAUGGGUAUAUAUUUUGUUAACUUGAUUGCAGGUUAUUAUUUUUAGCAAAACGCAUGUGAAUCUAAUUUUUCAUCCCCGAAAUGCGAUUUUUUUUAAAUAAUUGAUAAUGGCCUACGUUGUUGUUGUUAAUUUCAUAAAAGAAAAAAAAAUGCAAAUUAGAUUUGGUGGCUUUUUACAUUAUUUUCUACUUUUGAAUUUUGUUAUGCCGAUGUACGUCGGUUAUGUUAUUGAAGAAGAUGGCUUAAUUCCACAAAAAAAAUGUGGAUUCGAAUUGUCGUUGUGUCUGUUUGCGCUGAACGAACCAGUGAAACUUUACUUCCUGUAAUGAAUCCUAUAAAAUGACCUGAUCGUAAAAGCUUUUCGAGUUAAUUUGUAGGGUCAGUUUCAGGGUUAUUUUCUUUUUUUAUUGCACCAACGUAAGUAGUAUUGCGAUUUUCCGUAACUUAACGAGCAUUAAAGGCAAAAGUUGGAAAAAAUAUCAUACCAAAACACCGGGAAAGAGAGAGCGUAAAAGUAAAUAAUGUUUGACAUAGUUGUAUAGGGUGUUUCUAAAAAAUGUCAACAAAAUUAGCAAAUUAACUUAGUUUGAAAUUGGCGACAAUUACAUUUAAAUACAAUUUUGAAUUUUCUACUUCACAAAGACUACCAAGUUUUUUUUAUGCAAAAUGACUAUAAUUUUUUUAUUCAGGAACUGAUUUCCUGGACAUUUUUAAGCGUUAAAAUUCGAUAAAGUAACGUAAUGGGAAUAUUCAAAUUAUUUUGAAUAACAAAUUUGGGUGUUAUUUUUGAGAAUAAACCUUUUAGAAAAAAAUUAUGACUAUUUCAAAUCAGAAUUGCAGUGUGAGGCGGGUACCAAAUUUUAAGGUAAUACAUUACAAAAUAUUCAUAAAAUUUUAAAGAAUCGAUAUCUGUUUUUUAAUUUCAUCACCCUGUAUCUUACAUACCCCUUUAAGACACAUUCUAUAGAAAAAGACAAAGUGACUAAUAAAUUGUAAAAGGAAGUAGAUCCUUACUUUCAAAAAAUGAAUUGUAAAUUCACCAUUGGAAUGGCACACUCAAUAAUUGCCACCACUUUGGAAUGUUAAUUGUUGUAUUGUUCCUAUGUUAUC
This is a messenger RNA of Cylas formicarius (sweet potato weevil), 2870 nucleotides long. Its product is annotated as equilibrative nucleoside transporter 3-like. The record is from RefSeq and is a predicted model, not a curated record. Gene Ontology annotation, molecular function: nucleoside transmembrane transporter activity. Gene Ontology annotation, biological process: nucleoside transmembrane transport. NCBI's taxonomy places the organism in Eukaryota, Metazoa, Arthropoda, Insecta, Coleoptera, Brentidae. Bases 285 to 1436 code for a protein of 383 amino acids. The transcript has 9 exons. Gene Ontology annotation, cellular component: plasma membrane.